This is a messenger RNA of Cornus florida, 804 nucleotides long. RefSeq names its product zinc finger protein 7-like. The transcript has a single exon. Lineage: Eukaryota; Viridiplantae; Streptophyta; Magnoliopsida; Cornales; Cornaceae. The record is from RefSeq and is a predicted model, not a curated record. Gene Ontology annotation, biological process: negative regulation of abscisic acid-activated signaling pathway. Bases 1 to 804 code for a protein of 267 amino acids.
AUGGCCAUGGAAGCUCCACGAAGUUUAGAAGAUCAAUGUCCUUCAGAUGAUGCUUCAAGCAUCUCAGAAGGAUCUGAUGGAAACUACUGCAACAACAACAAGAAGAAUAUGAUCAAACUGAAAUCCGAAGAAGAAUUGGAUCCAAAUCCAAAUCCAAAUCCCCUAUGCCUCCUACUCAACGAUACAAGCCAAGAAGUGGUGUCAAAGUGGCCAGAAGAACCUUUGAACCCAUCAAGAAGCGAGUCCGGCUCGAAGCGGCCGGAGGUGCCUAGGGUUUUCUCAUGCAACUUCUGCAAAAAAGAGUUCUCUACUUCACAAGCACUUGGAGGGCACCAAAACGCCCACAAAGAAGAGCGGGCGUUGGCCAAAAGGAGGAAGCAUGGUGGGAUGAUGGUUGGUGUCACGCCUUUCGAACACCGGCCCCACCCUUAUCACUUCUAUCCUUCUUAUUCAAGUUUCCCUCCUCCUCCUCCUCCUCCCCAUCAUGGCCCUCUUCAUGGCUCUUUCAAUCAAAGAUCACCAUCUUCAUCGCAUUCGUAUCUACUUGGAAUUAUACACGACUCCAUGAUGCACAAAUCGUGGUCCGAUAUGCAUCGUAGGUCGGCCUUGAUGAAUCAUCCACAAGUACCGUUCUAUGAUCCUAGACUAAGGAUGGUGAUGGGUGGUGUUGGAGGUUCAAGUGGUUCUGGUUCUUCAGCAAUGGCUUGUUUGAAUAAUUCUGCUGCGAAUACUACUCCAAAAGUAGAAAGAUCCGACUUUGAACAUUCGGAAUCAUCAGGACUCGAUUUGAAUCUCAAGCUUUGA